Messenger RNA from Hibiscus syriacus, 3370 nucleotides. Its product is annotated as rho GTPase-activating protein 7-like. The record is from RefSeq and is a predicted model, not a curated record. The transcript is spliced from 22 exons. Gene Ontology annotation, biological process: signal transduction. Bases 557 to 3184 code for a protein of 875 amino acids. NCBI's taxonomy places the organism in Eukaryota, Viridiplantae, Streptophyta, Magnoliopsida, Malvales, Malvaceae.
ACUUUGGGUUUGGGGUGAAACCGAGUGUAGAUAACCGUAGCUAUUUCUCCACUGUUUUCUCUCUCCAAACCAAAACCAGUGAAGUAUGUGAAAAGCAAACCCUCUCUCUUUCUCUCAGAUUUCCAUAUUACUACGACAACCACUAUUGCUUUCUAUCUAAUCCAAAAUAAAUAACAUUAUAUUCUGCCAUAUCGCAUAAAACUAUUAAUCUUUUUAUAUUAAAAAAAGAAAAUUAAGAAAGACGAAAGGUAUGGUAUUAUUUAGGUGAAUAAUAAUUUUAUAUUUAUAGAGUGUGGUAGUUCUUCUGGUUGGUGAUUGAUUGUUCUUUAUUGUCUCCAUUAAUCUUUUUUAUCUAUUUUUUUUUCAGGAGGAAAAACCCUAAGGUUAAAGGAUCGCUUAUUAUUUGCUCCAAGUUCCUAGAUCUUGACUCGGUUGGAGUUAGCUUGUCGAUCUGUUGUGUUGACUCAAUGUCGAACACCGACUGAUUCGCCGAGAAGUUGAAAUGACGAGGAAACUUUUUUCUUUCUUUCUUGAUUGAGUAUUUCAAUGUUAAUCUAUGAAAAUGUCGGCUUCGUUAGCGGCAUUCGAGCGGCCAAAGGGGGGAACCUCCAACAUGGUUUUCAAGAGUGGCCCACUUUUCAUAUCCUCAAAAGGGAUUGGUUGGAAAUCUUGGAAGAAGAGGUGGUUUAUUCUCACACGUACAUCCUUGGUGUUCUUUAAAAGUGAUCCUAGUGCCCUACCACAGAGAGGUGGCGAAGUUAACUUGACUUUGGGGGGUAUUGACUUGAACAAUUCUGGAAGUGUUGUUGUUAGAGAAGAUAAAAAGUUGUUGACUGUAUUGUUUCCUGAUGGACGUGAUGGACGGGCAUUCACUCUUAAGGCAGAAACAUCAGAAGAUUUGUACGAGUGGAAGACAGCUCUAGAACAUGCCCUCACACAAGCGCCAAGUGCUGCACUUGUCAUGGGACACAAUGGGAUUUUCAGAACUGACACGACCGAUACAAUUGACGGGUCAUUCCAUCAAUGGAGAGACAAACACACUGCUAAGUCAUUGGUUGUUGGAAGACCGAUUUUGCUUGCGCUUGAAGAUAUUGAUGGGAGUCCAUCAUUCCUAGAGAAAGCUCUACGAUUUCUUGAGAAGUUUGGAACUAAAAUUGAAGGAAUUCUACGUCAGUCUGCAGAUGUUGAGGAGGUUGAUCGCAGAGUUCAAGAAUAUGAACAGGGCAAGACUGAAUUUGGUUCUGAUGAGGAUGCUCAUGUUGUGGGAGACUGUGUUAAGCACGUUUUGAGGGAGCUACCCUCAUCCCCUAUUCCUGCAUCCUGCUGUACUGCAUUGCUGGAGGCUUACAAAAUUGAUCGGAAGGAAGCUCGGAUAAGUGCAAUGUGCUCUGCAAUAUUUGAGACAUUUCCUGAACCAAACCGCCGCUUGUUACAAAGGAUUCUGAAGAUGAUGCAUACAAUCUCAUCCCAUUCUCAUGAGAAUAGAAUGACCCCAUCAGCUGUAGCUGCUUGCAUGGCCCCCUUGCUUUUACGUCCUUUAUUAGCUGGUGAAUGUGAGUUAGAGGAUGACUUUGAUGCUAAUGGUGAUAAUUCUGCACAGCUUCUUGCUGCUGCAAAUGCUGCCAAUAACGCUCAAGCCAUCAUUGCAACUCUUUUGGAGGAGUAUGAGAACAUUUUUGAUGAUGCAAAUCUACAAAGAUGUUCUGUUUCAGCUGAUUCUCGGGUUGAAAAUAGUGGUAGUGAGGAUUCAACUGAUAAUGAAAAUCCAGAUGUGAAAGACAAUGGCUACCAUGAUGCAGAAAAUGAAGCCAGUCCGGACUCAGAUGAAGACCCUGAACGUGUUCUCAGUGGGAAAUUAAGUGAAAGCAGCGGUUAUGCAGGCAGUGAUCUGUAUGACUGCAAGGCAUUUGGGUUUGAGGGUUCAGAUGUUGCCUCCCCUAGAAGCAAUAAUACUCAGGCUGAGAGUUCAACCUUAGCUGUAGACCCUUUGCAGAUGCGAUGUCCUGAUCCUCAGCUGGAGGAACAUGAUAAACAAAAUAAAGGAAAUGAAAACCUAACUGAUGAGAUAGAUGUCCCAAGUGUGUUACCUACUGGUGAAUCUUACCAAUCAAUGGGUGAGAUUCUUUCUUCAAUGGAUCCUGGCCAUCUUAUAUCUGCACCUGAACUUGAAUCUUCUACUGAGAAGCCAGUUGGUAAAGCUAGAGGCUCCGGCAUUCCUGCGAAGAAAUCAACAUUUUGGGGAAGAAGCAAUGCCAGAAAGACACCAUCAAUGGAAUCUGUUGAUUCUUCUGGUGAAGAAGAACUUGCUAUACAGAGGCUUGAGAUUGCUAAGAAUGAUCUACAACAUCGUAUUGCAAAAGAGGCUAGAGGAAAUGCUAUUUUACAAGCUAGCUUGGAAAGAAGAAAGCAAGCCUUGCAUGAACGUCGCUUGGCACUUGAACAAGAUGUUUCUAGAUUGCAAGAGCAGUUGCAAGCUGAAAGGGAUCUUAGAGCAGCCCUUGAAGUUGGAUUGAGCAUGUCAUCUGGACAAUUUUCUAGUUCUCGUGGAAUAGAUUCCAAGACGAGGGCUGAGCUAGAAGAGAUUGCUCUUGCUGAAGCUGAUGUGGCUAGAUUGAAGCAGAAAGUUGCAGAACUCCAUCAUCAGCUGAAUCAGCAGCGACAACAUCAUUUUGGUUCACUAUCUGAUGCAUGUGACCAUUAUCAACAUGUCCAAAAUCGUAACUCUGAACAGAGGUUUCUUCAGCAAGAUUUUGAUACAACCCUUGCCUUUUGUAAUCAUGAGAGGAAACAUAGAACUGAGGAAAGUUUGUUAGGGUCAGAUUGGAGGAAUGUGAAAGGACGGGAAUUGGCAGUUGGCAACAGCAGCCGACCGCCUACUCGAAAGCAGUUGGUGGAGUCAUCAAGCUUGAGUGACUCAAAAGGCACUGAGCUGUCGGCUAAUACGUCUAUGGAUGAGGUCAACUCUACCUCUAUCCCGUCCACUGCAAGAGCAGCAGAGGUACUUGAUUAUCCAAGACAGCCUUCGGCAGCUUCAUCAGCGCUGGUAGAAUUAACAAGCCGUCUUGAUUUUUUCAAGGAAAGGCGUUCCCAACUAAUAGAACAGCUUCACAACCUUGAUCUGAACUAUGGAACAUCCUCCCAGGAUUUUUUAUACAAUCCACCACCACCGCCCCCAUGGAACUAACCAAUGAAUGCCUUGUUGUACAUCUUAAAUUGUUGCAUGUAAACUAAUUUUACUCUCAUCUUUUGGGGAUUGUGAAGGUGAUUCGAGUUGUAUUCAGGAUGUUUGAAUUUUUGUAUGGGAUGGUGUAUAACAAAAAACCAUUAGCCUUGUCAAUAGUAUAAGGAGCUUGAGAGGUAUGUCUGUUUG